UUUUCAUUUCAGUUUUACUUGCAUGAAAAAAUGACCAUAUCCAACAUGAAAAAAAUUACAAUAUAAGAGGAUAUUUGCAGUGUGUAUGGAAAAGGGUUGCCCAGGAUGAAGAAGAGUUUUUGGAACUAGAGCAAAGAACUGAUGGAACAAAAGAAACACCUCAAAUUUGUAAAAAUGAAAGCUCUGAAAUAUCAAAACCUACAAAGCUUACAUUAAAAAAAGCACAUUUUAAUUGGCUAAGGAAUGAUAAUCAAUUAUUGACAGGGACAUUCCAUCACUGCAAGGGUAUGAAGUCUCCUGCCGAUUCCAUUAUGCCUCUCUUACGUAGAGACAAUUCUUUUGCUGAAACCUGUAGCUUUACAGGUAGCCACAAAUGGGAACAACUAAGCCUUGGAGCAACUCCUGGAUCUUCUGUCGAUUUGGAAUGGGAAAAUGAAAUUGGAUUCAACUCCUCUUCCAAUAUUGGUGCUACGGAGGAACUCCAGUGGAUGGUGCUAACAGAGAACACUAACAACUCAUGGAGGUCUUCACCGAUUUCGAACAGUAAUGGUUUGGAAUGGGAUGGAGAUUUUACGAGUGUCGAUAUAUCAGAUUUAGUAGCUGAAACUCAGAGACUUACUGUUGACGUAGAACAAAAUAUAGAGCAAGACACCUCCACCACUACAUUUAGAGAUAUAGACAACAACAGCUGACUGGUUAUAUUGCAUGAAAUGCAUGGGUAAUAGUUUUUUAGAUCACCUAGAGCUUAUUGUAAGCAAAUUAUACUUGAUAUGCCAAGUGUUACUGUGUAUAUAUUUCCUGAAAUAUUUUAAAGAUUGCACAUGUGCCUAUUGUCAUGGAUCAACAAGAAGGAUAUGGUAUUCCUUCAUAUUCACUGUACUCUAAAGAAAAAGAGUGCUAUCUUUCCCAGUUUUGUUGUUUAAAGAUAUUUGAUACAGUUGCUACAAAAAGGUAUAAUGAGUAUAUUUUUGUACAGUUGUGGAAAAAUUUGUUAAAUUAAUCUUUAUUAAUCAUGUAAGGUUACUUGUUUAAUCUGCACACAGAAAGAAAUGUUAAACUAUAUUUUAGUUGAGAUAUUUAAAAUUAUACUUCAUCAUGUCUUCUUUUUUAUUAUUAUAAAAUUUUAUGUGUUUAUCAUAUUGGUGUUUUUGUGAUAAUUAUAAGAAGGAUUUAGAUUUGUAACUAAAACUGGAGAUUUGUGGUACAAUAUGCUAUAUUAUAUAUCACUUAGAAAAGGCCUUAUAACAAACUUUUUACAAGAUUUUCCAUAAAAGGCAUUUGCAAAUUUCUUUUUUAAAGUGUAAUAUGAGACCUAUUUUAAUAGGGGUUAGGUAUCUACUCUUCAAUUUCAGAAAUGUGACAUAGUGCAGAAUUUUUCUGUGCUAAAUAAAUAUUUUGAAAGUUGAAUGGUUAAAAUAUUAGUUUGGAACUUUUUGAAGCAUGAUUUGUCAAUAAGUUUUAGAUUGUGAAUUUUAUAAAUUUAUGCAAGUUUAAAACUUUUUUUAAUAGAAAUCUUAAAUCAUAUUUUUGUCAUUUUUCAAUUAACUAUUCAGCAAAAGCUAGUCUGUAUUUAUGAGAGGAAUAGUUCACAUAUUGUUAACAUCAUUAUUGUCAGUGAUUUCUAUUUGUGAGAAAUAUUACUCGAAAGCUACUUAUGUUAUUGCUUGGAAAUUUUUGCUGUACUUGAUGUAAUAGUACUUCUUAGCUGUAAAAAAGAAGUACUAUUACUUUCACUGCACUUCUUUAUUAAUAAAAAUUAUUUUAUUUUCGUUUUUUUUUAUGCAGUUAGUUCAAAAAUAUUGAAAAUAAUUAAAAAUAUGUUAGUUUUCUGUCAAAGUCAUAUCAUACAUUUUUGGGCCAUAUUGGCACAUUUUAGUUCUUUUCUCUCCUCUGGCCUUUGACUCAGUACUAGAUGAAAUCGAACGAGCAGGAAUAGCAGCAAGGAAACAUUUCUGAUUUUAUGGUAAAAUUAAAAAAAAAAAAAAAAAAAAAACACUCUUAAAAAAAGAACUUG
Molecule: messenger RNA, 2014 nt
Organism: Stegodyphus dumicola
Lineage: Eukaryota; Metazoa; Arthropoda; Arachnida; Araneae; Eresidae
Source: RefSeq, a predicted model, not a curated record